Molecule: messenger RNA, 1273 nt
Organism: Patiria miniata (bat star)
Lineage: Eukaryota; Metazoa; Echinodermata; Asteroidea; Valvatida; Asterinidae
Gene: irak1bp1
Product: interleukin-1 receptor-associated kinase 1-binding protein 1-like
Exons: 3
Coding region: 121-852 (243 amino acids)
Biological process (GO): immune response; canonical NF-kappaB signal transduction
Source: RefSeq, a predicted model, not a curated record
GUAAAAAUCUGAAGGCGCGCCAUUUUUGUGUUCCAUUUCAAACAUUGAAAUACAGGGUGCUGUGUUGGCGUGCGUUUGCACCGAAUUUUUGGCAGACUCUCGGAGGUAAUUUGAACAGAAAUGGCACAGCAGCCGUCGCAGGUAUUCGCAUCUUUCUCCCCGCAGACUGACGAGGUUAAACAAGCGACGGGCGGUGCAAGCAAGGCCCAGAAACUUCUCCGUGAAAUUCAGGUUUCUUCGACGGGCGAGGCGGCGCGUGCACCGGACAGGGCCACGGUUCGAGUUGUGGUCACCAGCACCAAGGAGGCGAUUGCUGAUGCUAAGGCUAGCACGACCAGGCGGCUGGAUUACAUCAUACAAACACUUCAUUCGCACAAUGUUAAAGAAGGUGACGUUACGAUCAGUAAGUUCAUCCAGCGAGUUGACAGUCUGUACUGCAUGGAGGCUGAGGUAACCGUCGUCUUUGUCGACUUCACCAAGUGCCAGUCAGUCUGUAAUUUCCUCACAGAGAAACUGGACGAAUCGGUCCGACUGCAUCCGCCGCAUUUCUACCACAGCGUACACAGUUUGGAGGCUGUCAGGAGACAAGCUUGUUUGAGCGCAGUGCAGAAUGCCAGACAGAAGGCGCUUGAAGUGGCCCGGUUACUGCGUCAGGCUCUGGGACGACCGCUGACCAUCCGCGAAGAGGAGACCUCGGAGUGUGAGGGGUCGUCACGUGAUUCCUCGAACGGACACGAAGGACCGAUCACAUUCCAGCAACGGAUAGCCAAUGCCACCUUCACAGUGACCACAAAAGUAUUCACACAAUUUGAACUUGUGUCCAGAGAGAAGGGAAAACAGCUAAAAUCAUGACCAAGAGUUUUUUUAAAGGUUUGGAAAGUUGGCCAUCGUGCAACAGGAGCUGUGAUGUAUUGCAAGUUGUGUCUUGAUCAUGUUUUCCAAUAGAUUUGGGUUUUUAUUAAGAAAGUUCUCUGCACAAAGGAAAUUGCCUUUUCAUUUCAGUCACAUGUACUUCCUUUUAAGGGGCAGUUGGGUCAGGAAUCAAUAAGGCAAAAGACCAUUCUAAUUCUUUUGAAAAUAUUCACUUCAACUUUGGUUUUAUUCAACUAGUCUAUCAUGUUGAGUCUGAACUACAAAUUGACUCCGUGAAUUGCACUGUACUUACUGGCUGAUAUUUAAUCCCCAGAAAGAAAAAGAAAACCUUACAUCAUGUACAUAACAUGUUCUGGUUAGCUGAGAGAUUCACCCAUCAGGGAUAAUAUUAAAUCACCAU